AUGUUGUUGCUCCUUCCCAUUUUUUUAUGGCUACAAUGUAUCGUGUUAUUUUCCACGUGCUCAACAAUUUCCAAUGACAAAGGUAAAUAUAGUUGGUCGAACCAUUUUUAAUAUAUAUAAGAAACAUUACAUUACAGAAAAAAUUGUGAAUGCCGCUGUUGAGGCUUUUCGGGCGGUUGGCAAAGAUUGGGAAAUGGAUUUGUUGACGUUGAAAGAAUUGGGACCAAAAACGGAUUUAUUGAUGAAAAAUGUGGUUCCUAUUGGUGCUAUGGUUGUGGAGAUGGCGAAGGUAUUGUAUUUAGAAAUAUCAGGCGAUAUUUAACGGUCUUCAUGUUACAGCGGCCAACUUGGAGGAACUAUGAAGCAAACUAUGAAGCGUUGCUGAACUUUCAAAAUCAAACGGAAGGGAUACGAGAAAAUAUGCAAGAUAAAAUCGACUUUUCUACAAUGAUGCUGGGUGACACAAUACCAAGGCCAAACUACUAUAAGGUAAGCGCCGAUCAAUUUAACUCAUUGCAAUUUGACAUUUCAGAAAGUGAGGGAUCCUAUUGCGAGCAUGAAGUUGCUGAGCGAAAAAUAUCUCAACCCCGAGAUUGUUAACAGAAUUGAUUUUAUCAAUGAUUAUAAGAAAGCAUGUACAACUGGCGAAAGGUAAAAUUGUUUUCAAUGUUUAAUUAAUUGUUGUGCUCAUUUGAAAGAGCAUGUUCAGUAGUACAUUCCUCGAAGGAUUCGAGAAAAGCGAAGAAGAAAACCUAUUCAGGUCGGUUAAGAAAACAUAAAACUUGUGUUUUUGAGGAAAACAUGGGCUGAAUUACAAAAUUCGAAAAAACAGUACCACACCGUGUAUGUAAAAUGUCUUGAAAGUCCAUAAGUACUGUAGCUUAUAUUUGUUUUUGUUUUGAGAAGCUUCCAGAAAAAAUGCCUUCGGGGAAUGUACUAAUUAGAACAUGCUCUUUCAAAUGAGCACAACUUAUUGUUUGCUCGGACUCCACCUUUAACAAUUUAACAAAUUACAUUUUUCAGAGCUCCGGAAUCGAUACUGAUGGUAGGACUUUAAUUUAUUGUCAGUUCGCAAAAAAAUGACCGAAAAUAAAAGAACCUCCGUUUGAAUUGGCGCUCACGUACAGUAGACUAAAAAUGAUGCACAUCAAACUGGUUGGCAAAUAGCCAGCGUGUAAAUUUCGCAUUUUAUUUUUCACAUAGACUCCAAAAUUCAGCGAAGUCUACUGUAGUCUUGGUUUUCUAGGUCAUUUUGGUUCUCUUCCAAAGUUCUUAUUUUUUCGGAAUGACAAUAGUAUUUUCUCAACACGCUGAGAAAACAGGAGAUUUUAUUUUAUUUUUCUCAGCCUACCUGAAAAGGGUUUCUUCCUGUUUUCUUAGCGUUGAGAAGCCCCAUUAGAAUAUUUUGCGAACCGACAUCAUUAAAAUGCUAAAUAGAUAAUUUGACAUCUUGUACAGUAUUUACGAUAUCGAUUGAUCGAGUCGUGUGGAAUUGCAAUCACGCAAAGAGAGGCACAUGAAAUAUCUGAUAUUCGUAAAAGUUUGUGGAAAAUAACUCUUCGAUUGCAAUUUGAUAGAAAUCACCAGGAUUUAACAACAGAGGAGUACAUUCUACCAGCAGGUAUUUAAACAAAAAAUUAUGUUUUUAAUUAAUUUAUCACAGAAUUUAUGGACAUUUAUAAAAAAAUUGACAAAAGCAUUCUUAAUGAAGAUCUGGAUGUCUAUGAUCGACACUUUAAAAAUCAUCAAGAAGCUCUUGAAGCCGUUUUUGAUGAACUGCGAGAUCGAGCAUCAAUUGAGAAAUUGGAAAAUUAUGAAACACCGUAAGCAUUAUGAAACUUUUUCAGCAUUAAUUUCUCUUUUUUUUUUCACAGUUGUUUGCUACGUUCAUUCAUUAACAUACGAAACUUUGAUUAUAUUGCCGUUGAAGGAUUUGUAAUGGAGCUGAAGAAUCAAUUAAUUGAUGUGGCAAGUUUUUUAAACUUUAAUUUUUCAGACUUUUCAUAACAAACUUUAGGCUUUCAUAGCGGCAAGUUGUGCGAAUGUAUCUCAUUACGAAGAUGAUGAAUCCAUCAACAAAUAUGCUCAAAAAAUGUCUGACCUGGUUACAGAAAUUUCUUCAUUCACAUCAAAAUGGCUCAAUGACUCACUUGUAUGUUGCUUCUUUUGAUUUUGUUGAUACAUACCUAAAUAAGCGUGUUCUUUUUGCAGAUAUCAGCGUGGCCAUCAGCACACAAUGAAAUUCUGAAUGAAGAGAUCUUGCGAUAUGCAAAAAAACGCACUGGAUACAAUAAUGACAACGAUAUGAUGCGAUUCGUCUCAACAGAACGACUCAGCAGAACGGGAAUUCCCGGGUCAGUGUUAAUAUUUCAUAUUAAUUAAUCAUAUGAUGUUUUUAAAGGGGGGGGGGCCAGGGAAAACCCCCAGGGGAUUUUUUUCUCGAAAGGCCUUAAAAAGUCCGAAAAAAAUAUUCCAUGAACUUUUUUCAAUACUAUCACACCCGUUCAACCAAUGAAAAAAAUUGAAAUUUUGUUUAUUCACACUGCGCGACAAUUUGCAAAGGAACUAGCUAACUAAGUGGCAAAACUAAAUAUACCCACAGCGAAAAAAAAUUAUUUUUUUCUGUUUCCGUGUGGUACGGUGCGCAAUACAGAAAGUGUUUGCACACACAAAGGUUAGACAAAAGUGUUUGCACAGUUUUUUGUUUCGUUUAACAGUAGAAAACACUCGUUGCGUGGCUUGAACGGGUGUGGUAUACGUGGUACCUAGUGUAUGGAACAUUUUUUCUGAGCGUUUCCAGAAAAAAAACCCUUGGAGGGUUAACUACUUUUAAAAUUUUUUUGUGGUGGUCUUACCCCCCUCUUUAAUGAGGCUUUUCAAUGAAAAAAAAUGUUUUCUCAGCGUUAAGAAAACGGGAGAAAAGCGAAGAAAACCUAUUCAAGUCGGUUAAGAAAACAUAAAACACACAAAUUGCGACGAGACCCAACGAAAAACAACAUGUUCCUUUGACCUUUCGCAUUACUGUAUAUUGGUCCCGCUGACGAAUUUCUGCAGUAUCUUAAAGGAACAUGUUGUUUUUUGUUGGGCCUCGUCGCAAUUUGUGUGUUUUAUGUUUUCUUAACCGACUGGAAUAGGUUUUCUUCGCUUUUCUCCCGGUUUCAUAAUGCUGAGAAAACAUACUUUGAGAAAGUUUAAUUUUGCAGCUACUUAUACGAGAUAAUAAUUGUGCGAGCUGUAGAUGAGAACUACGAACUUAUGUUCGAACGAACAGGAGAUCAUUGUUCUCUUACAAUGGGCACAUCCGGUUUUGAUACUAUUAUCGCUCGUGUAUUCGACGACCCUGCGAAAAAACCAACGCCAUUGAGUAUCACAGGUUAGAAAAAAACGUGUUUAAUAGACAAGUAUUCGAGAAGUAUAUUUUUACCAGGCCUAGGAUUUUUCCGUUUACGUUCUUGGGUUUUACGGCUCAAAAAAUCGUAAAAUAAUUCGUUAAAAAAUUAAUAAAUAUAGUUAAUUUUUGACAAAAAUUUUGAUAAAAUUAAAACUUCAAAAAGAUCUACCCAUAAAAAGCGUGCGGGGAACCUUGCCAUUUAGGCCCAACCCUCCAGCUUUGAGCGAGAGUUGAAUUUUUUCUGCAGCAGCGGUUUUUCAUUGGAAAAGGUUCUGUUUUUACCCUUGUGACGCGCCACCUAACAAUUUCCCAGGUCCGAUUUAUUCUUACAGAAGAUGGUGUGAUUCGACUAGUGGGCCUGGUGAAAUACGCGGAAAAAUUGAACAUAACCAUUCAGUCCGAAAUGAAGUAAGUUUGUUUUUGUUGUACAUAUUUAGGCUUAGGUUUAGUUAAGAAAUUUAGACAAGGCCCAGACUUUAGCCCUUUCGUCUUUAAUGAUAGUUUCAAUGACCUGCAAUUUCAGCUCGUUAUAUAACGCAGAAAAUCUUCCACUGAUUGCUGAAACUUUGAAAAAUAAGAUCGGAAAACGAUUCAUCACGCAACAAGAUUUCCAUUGCUGGGCAAUCGUCCGUGAAUGGUCGUAUUUUCCUUGUCCAACAAUCGAUUAUUAUUCGAAAUCAUAUCAGUAUGAUGAUAGAUGGAACAGCACCACUACUUUCAGUUAUAGCAAGAAGGGGCCUCUUCAACACCAAUAUUGCCAAGAGUUUCGCUUCUUUUUCUUUAUGUAA
This is a messenger RNA of Caenorhabditis angaria, 4179 nucleotides long. The record is from the annotation of a GenBank genome assembly. NCBI's taxonomy places the organism in Eukaryota, Metazoa, Nematoda, Chromadorea, Rhabditida, Rhabditidae.